AUGGCCGCCUCCGCGUCUGAGCUCACCACGAGCUACCGAAAUUUGUUGGGGUGGUACAACUGCCUACACUCUCGAACCGUUGACCUAGUCGGUGACUAUGCGGGCGAUGACCUUUUCAUCAUUGAGGGUGACUCCCUUCUUCUACAUGCGUUCUGUGAUGAACAGUUAGACUUUUCGCCAGGUCUCCAGAUACUCCACGCGACCUAUAUUGUAGAGGCCUUUCUGAACAGACUGCGUCAGCGCAGAUGUGUUUUUCAAAUUAUUUUUUUUACUGAUCACGCCCACUUGUGUAUACCAAAUGGCGUAGCUGAAGAGCUUCGCCCAAGGUAUCUUUUUGCCCGAGAGGCAAUCAUUCAGCAUCUCUGCCAGAAUGCUGCUCCGUCCAUAGAAAUUAAGAUCUUUAAGAAUUAUCGCCUUGAAGACUUCAGAGUCCACCUCCCGUCCUCCGGAGCAUAUUUUUUUAUGUGCCAUGAUGGCGCAUUGUCUGAAUCAAUAGAAUCAAGAGGCAUAGAUAGCGAUAUAGAAGAGUCCGAUGAGUCUGAAUCCGAGGAUGAUUACUCUGAAGACGAUAUUUCCGGGGAAACGCCUUUGGGCAGUCAAAGCAGCCGUUCAAAGUUUGACUUGCGGCUUAUGAUAAAUUGGCUUAUGUCUCAUGGAUAUAACAUUGCUCUUAUUAAUAGUGUCGAGUUCAAAGACUCAAAGAUCAUGGCGAUGAUCGUUGAAGGAUCCGCCCCAAAGGCCAAAAAACUCUUAUGUAGUUUGAUGCCCAUUGAUACAAACGGUGUGCAGGAUCUAUCUGACUCUGAAGAGCACCCUACUCAAUUUGGAUCUACGGGAAUGUUCCUUCCUGUAUCUUAUACUGCGGGAGAUGCGCCACUCGAAUUUCCUCAAGCAGAAGAACUCCUCAAAAGGCUGGUGAUGCAUAACCCAGACCUAACGCAGCGACAAUGCCUGGCCAUUGCAUCUUUGAGCAUAAUGCUCAAUUCUGAUACCAUUGGCUGUACUACCGAUGAAGCCAAGGCUAUGAUUUUGCAUACAGUACUUCUGCAGAAUAUUCAAAUGUUGGAUAGACUAGUUGAGUCUUGCUAUACCGACACGGCUAACGAAUUUUUCAACAAAUUCGCAAAAACAGCCCUCUCACUACUUUCUUCACGUUUUUGGAGAGAAACAAUGAGUAACGCCGGAUCAGUGUGCGAUCUAUCGGAUGCGGUAGAUGCGAGGCUUUUUCUUAAGGUCCACAGGUUCCUAAUGAGAAAUGAUGAGACCAUACCGCUCAUGUGUUUAACACCCUUUACAGAUCUUGUAUCUCUGCUUAACCUUCUUUCUGGAGCUAAUAUUCCUUUGCCACAGGCAGAACAAAAACAAAAAAUCCCAACUAACCCCGCAGACUCCUCUAGCAAAUACCAGAAUAAAUGCGUCAACAUUUCCACUAGAGUGCUUCCCUUCAAAAAUCCUGUUUUUGAGGCCCACUUACAACCGAUUCGUCUAUCGAUUGAUAAUUCUGCAAACUCAGUCACUGAAACAGAAACUUCGAAACUGUUUCAGGAGUUAACUCACUGGCAUAACCAUAGGCGGCCGCUUGAUCAGAAGGCAAAAGUUCCAUUGACCCCCUUGCAGAUCCUUCGAUCCCAACGCCGAAACCAGUUUUUCAUGGCUGAAAUGAGAGAUUAUGCGUUAACUAUGUCCAGCUCUGGGGGCGCCUUUGAGCCGGAAACGGUAUUCGUGACAUCCGCGAAAGCAAAGCAGCAGAAAAUCACGAACAGUGCCACGACAGAAGUUCGUAACUCUGGCUCAACUAAGACUCUUCCAAAAUCCGGUAAAAAGGUUCAAUCCAAAGGCAGCAAGCCAUCCGUUAAGGACAUGGCUGCUUUCAAUGCUCAGCAAAAGGAGUUGGAAGCAAUCCAAAAACAGAUACAAAAAUGGGGCUAUAAACGGGCGACCCUGGACAAGGAAAGUGAUGUCAUGUCUCGCUUUAUCAAAGCGAGAACAUAUUUGUCGGGUUUGGCAAAAGAUAGUCGCCUUGUCCUUGAAGCUGAAGUUUUAAUCUACAUGCUGGAUACUCUUCUUCAAAUACUGAUUGACACAGAAGAAAAGCAGCGGCAAAUGAAUACUGUGGCACUGAUUUGGAAUACUAUCAACUGCGCUGGGAAGGUUAAGUCCGGCAUCCCCGCUGAUGGCGUAUCAUUUAUUACGGCUGUUACUAAAUUGCUUGGAUUGCCGAGUAUUGAUGUUCGCACCCGAGAGGAAGAUAAGCUCUCCUUUAAAUGCGCUUCUCCUCUUAGAUUCAAUAAAGUCGAUAUCAACACGAAAAUGUCACCAAUGGAGUUUCAACUUAUGCAUGCAGGUCCUUUUAUGGAUCGCAACAUGGACUCUGCACCAGACCCGCGAACUCCGGACUUUGAGCCAGAUCGGUGGCAGCGUGACGUCCUGGAUCAGAUCGACGAAAAGAAAAGCGUGUUUGUAGUUGCUCCUACUAGUGCUGGAAAAACAUUCAUAUCCUUCUAUGCUAUGAAACAAAUUCUAAAGGAGGACGAUGAUGGAGUUCUUGUAUAUGUCGCCCCCACGAAAGCCCUUGUCAAUCAGAUUGCCGCAGAGAUCCAAGCCCGCUUUUCAAAAAAUUAUAACGCUAAGCAUGGCGGGAAGUCGGUAUGGGCAAUACACACCAGAGAUUACCGUAUCAACAAUCCCAACGGCUGUCAAAUCCUAGUCACAGUGCCUCACAUUCUCCAGAUUAUGCUGCUUUCGCCAUCCAAUGCAAAAUCGUGGUCCCCUCGUGUUAAGCGCGUUAUCUUUGACGAGAUCCAUUGCAUCGGACAGGCUGAAGACGGUGUUAUAUGGGAACAACUACUGCUUCUAUCACCAUGCCCAAUUAUCGCCCUAUCAGCUACCGUUGGAAACCCCAGGGAAUUUUGCGAUUGGUUAAGCCUAACACAAAAGGCAAAUAAUAUUGAUUUGACAAUGAUUGAGCAUCGGCAUCGCUACUCGGAACUACGAAAAUAUACCUACAAUGUGCCCCAUAUAUUCUCUUUCAAAAGGCUUCCAGAUCCUGUUCCAUUAGCCCCCCUUGACUUGGAUGACAUUCCCGAAAUGUCUUUCGUUCAUCCAGUUGCCAGCUUGGUGGACCGCUCAAGGGGGAUGCCAGAUGAUCUUAGCCUUGAGCCACGAGACUGCUUUACGCUAUGGAAAGCGAUGAUGAAGCAUCAGACGAAGAAUUUCCCGGUAGAUCCAUCACUAGACCCAUCCGUCACGCUGCCUGCCGUCAUUCGAAAACUCGAUAUCGUUCACUGGCAACAAGGUCUCAAAGCGCAAUUAACAUGUUGGAUGAAGGACGGAAAAUCACCGUUUGCGAAAGUGAUAAAUGAACUAGAGCCUGUUUCAAAGGGUGAGAGUCAGCUGCUUCUUACACACUCGCCCAUCACCGCUGAAUCAGAGAGCGGCCGUUCGGUACAAACUGACGACCCGAUUGAGACAACCCUUCCACUAGUUUGUUCACUCUAUGCGCAAAAUGCUCUCCCGGCUCUUUUCUUCAACUAUGACCGGGCUAAAUGUGAAGAAAUUUGUCGUACGUUGCUCACGCGCUUUCAAGAUGCGGAGAAAGAGUGGAAAGAAGUUAAUCCAGCGUGGAAAGCCAAGGUUGCUCAGUGGGAGGAAUGGAAAAAAUACCAGGAGAAAGCAUCCAAGAAAGCGCAAAAGAUCGCAAAAAAAGAUACUAAUGACGGUGAAAUGUCCAAGGCAGACCGGGCACGAGAUACUGCAUCCGCCGAGACGAGUUGGCUCGAAACCUUUGAUCCUGACCGACCUGUGGAGGGUUUCCAUGUGGCAGAUAUUAAAAAGCUUACACCAUCACAAUUCCAAGAGUACACUAAUAAAUUACGACAUUUUUCUAUUGCAGAUUGGCUAAUCGAUGCUCUGGAGCGUGGCAUCGGUGUACAUCAUGCUGGUAUGAACCGCAAAUACCGACAGGUUUGCGAAAUGCUAUUCCGUCGAGGAUUCUUGCGAGUGGUUAUUGCUACCGGCACUCUGGCUUUGGGUAUCAAUAUGCCGUGUAAAACGGUCGUUUUUUCCGGAGACUCUGUGUUCUUAACAGCUCUUAACUUUCGCCAGGCCGCUGGUCGGGCAGGUCGCCGUGGUUUUGAUAUGCUUGGAAAUGUCGUCUUCCAGGGCAUCUCCUAUGCAAAAAUUUGUCGGUUGAUCAGCUCCAGACUUCCAGAUCUCAAUGGGCACUUUCCAAUCACAACAAGUUUAGUCCUACGUCUUUUCAUCUUGCUGAACGAGUCAAAACAGUCGGUAUUCGCUAUCAAGGCAAUCAAUUCCCUGCUUUCAUGCCCACGCAUUUACUUAGGUGGGCCUGCCAUGAGGGACACGGUGCUGCAUCACCUCCGGUUUUCUAUUGAAUACCUUCGGAGAAACAGGUUGCUUAGUAGCACAGGUGCACCGUUGAAUUUUGCUGGCUGUGUAUCCCAUCUCUACUACACUGAGAAUUCCAGCUUUGCAUUCCAUGCUUUACUUGAAGGCGGCUAUUUUCAUAAGCUUUGCCAAGGCAUCAACUCUAAACCUAAAUCAACCUUACUUACGUUAAUGCUCACCAUGGCGCAUAUUUUUGGACGGAGAAAUCUCCGAUCUUCUAUUAUCGAAACGUUUCAAAGGGGCGACAGCAGGACCUCCUCACUUGUUCUCCUUCCGCCAAUGCCAAGGCAAGCAGCACAAAUCUUACAUCUGCAAAACAAGAAGACGCUUGGUGUUUAUGCUGCAUAUGUAACAACUUUCAUUGAGCAACACAUUCAGGAGCCCGAUUGUACCUUACCCCUUAGUAAUAUGAAAUGCGGUGGAGAUCAUUCGGCCGCAGAGCUUGGUGUUGGCUGGUAUCCUGAAAAGCCUACCCGAGUAACAUCUCCUUUCUUUGCCCUUUCUGGGCACCGUGACGAAUGGGAUAGCGUAUAUCAUCUUUGCAGGACUGUUCGUAGUGGGAUCUGGCUUGAAGAGUCAGUGAUUCCUUACGUGUCUGUGGAGGAAGACGAAAGAAAAAUGCCUCUGAACGCCUACCUAUAUGAUUUUUUCAAGCACGGGAACGUUCAUGAGCUGGAAAGUGCGAAUCGAGUUCGACGCGGUGACGUUUGGUUUGUCCUCAAUGAUUUCUCGCUCAUUCUUGCGACAAUUGUGACUAGUUUUGAAAAUUUCCUACAGCUCUCGAGUAACGUUGACGUGGAUAUGAUUGACGUUAUGGGCGGUGGUGAUGCGCACGAAAAUGAACUUGAUGACCAUGUUAUUGAGAAUGGGGCUCCAGUAACAACUCAUGGUGCUGCCAGUGCCGGGGUACUUCCGAUCCGCCAGCAGCAGGUGCCCACGGCUGCCCCUCUCCAAAGCAAUCCCCCAACCCAGAAAACCAAAAAAAAGGUCACGGAAAGCUGGGACGAUGACCUAUCAGAUGAUUCAGAAGACAAUGGAGAGUUUUCCGACGGUUAUAGUGAUGUAAAAAAAAGCAAUAACCAGGGAGAUACGCCCAGCAUCGAAACCUCAAAUGUCUCUAGCGUCAAUGACUUGUUAUUGGUGCUUAAGGCCUUCAGGAUGCUCCAGAGCGAGUUCAACCAGAAGUUUAGAGCAAUGUGGGCAUAG
Ophidiomyces ophidiicola is the source of this 5613-nucleotide messenger RNA. RefSeq lists its product as uncharacterized. Gene Ontology annotation, cellular component: cytoplasm. The record is from RefSeq and is a predicted model, not a curated record. The transcript has 4 exons. Gene Ontology annotation, molecular function: ATP binding; nucleic acid binding. Bases 1 to 5613 code for a protein of 1870 amino acids. Lineage: Eukaryota; Fungi; Ascomycota; Eurotiomycetes; Onygenales; Onygenaceae.